ACAUUGGGACUGUCAACUAUUCCAAGGAGAUUUACGAAGACCCGGAUCGAAUCUACGAAACGCUAAAGGAUGAUGGAGAUGAAGUACCACCAAACGAACCUGGAACAUCCUCCGACAUCUAUAGCAACCUGGACAGUAAUAUCGUCGGUACCGUUCCAGCAUCGACUGAACAAGAGUACACUUAUGCUAACGAUACAGAUUUGCACAGAUCUAGUGUAGGUGCGAAACCAGCGGCCAAGGGACCUAUACGUAAUGGUGCUGUGUACGAAACUUUAGAACAGCCUGGACAACGGACUGAUGAUGAUUUCUAUAAUUACCCUGAUAACACCACCAUCGCUAUAAACCAUGGCUCAUCAGAACUAGAGUAUAUCUAUGCCAAAGAUAUAGAUCUGCCUAGAGCUACUGCAAAUACAAAGGCAGUGCGCGAGAGAAAUAGUGAGCCAGCUACCAGUGGUGAUCUGUACCAUACUCUAGAACAGGAGGGACCAGCAUCAACUGAACAAGAGUACAGCUAUGCAAAGAAUACUGAUAUGCCUUCGAUUCCUUGGAGUAUCGUGCAAACGAGCAACGGACAUUCUUCUCCUGUUUCCAACAGUGCACUGUAUCAUACACAGGAAGAACCAAAUCCACCUCAACCACCUGUUUAUUCAACGUUGGAAGAACCAGAUGUAGGAAACCCCCAGGUAACUAAAAAUAUUAUAUAUGAAAUGUAAACGUUCUCCCCGUUUGCCUUUGUACUGAGAAGGAACAUAUUUGGUAAGUCAAUAAGCUGUGGCAGCGACCCCGCCACACUAUUUGUUGUAAUUUUAAUUAAAUUGUAAUUUUAUGCUGGCGAAGCUAAUAAAUUAAAUCAAAUUAAUUUAUAUAUAGGUAACAGAUGAAAUACCAAAUUGCAGUGAUCACACAUAUAUCGAUGUUAUCGAAGAUUCCAACUGCACAGAUUCCCGACAUGCUGACAACUCAUCUACUACCGCAUAG
This is a messenger RNA of Paramuricea clavata, 978 nucleotides long. NCBI's taxonomy places the organism in Eukaryota, Metazoa, Cnidaria, Anthozoa, Malacalcyonacea, Plexauridae. The record is from the annotation of a GenBank genome assembly.